Drosophila busckii is the source of this 2286-nucleotide messenger RNA. RefSeq names its product uridine-cytidine kinase-like 1. Gene Ontology annotation, molecular function: ATP binding; kinase activity. The transcript is spliced from 7 exons. The record is from RefSeq and is a predicted model, not a curated record. Bases 362 to 2200 code for a protein of 612 amino acids. Lineage: Eukaryota; Metazoa; Arthropoda; Insecta; Diptera; Drosophilidae. Gene Ontology annotation, cellular component: cytoplasm.
GCAGCACGUUGCUUUUAUUUUUACCGGUGCCGGCAGUUCACAUACAAAUACAAAUACCAAUACCGAUACAUUUGUGCCCAAAGUGAGACGAAAUUUGUGACCAACAAAGAAAAGAUUUCACAAAAACGUAAAAUUCUUAAGCACGGCCAAUAAAUUGCAGCACAUGCAAAGAGACAGCGGCUUGUCGUUCACAUUAUUUUUUCUGCAUUCUCUGUGUGGGAGUGCACCUCUGCCUCUCUUCUCUGACGCGGCACGUGUGCGUGUGCGUGUGUGUGUGUGUGUGUCUGUGUGAGAGUGAUUGACCUAUUUUGUUGUUGGCACAUUUCUAACGCAAAUAUACAACGUCUGUUCAUUGGCUAAAAUGAGCAGCAGCAUCACGUUUUUAUGCAGCAAAGUUAACAAUAACAACAACAAUGAUGAUGACGGGACAAUGCGAGCAAAAGCAAAGCCAACAACAGUUUCUGCAACAGUAUUCGCUUCUGCCAACAACUUAUUAACCACAGCAACAACAGCAGCAGCAACGCAACAGCAGCCACAUCUGCACAAUCAGUUGGCGAAGGUUAAGGCUAAAACCAACGGUCACACACACACCGACGAGCGCUCCGAUGUUACGGAACAGCUGUAUAUUGAUCCCUCCACAGAUGUGGGCAGCGAGCUGAACUGCUGCCCGGCAUCGCCUACCACAGUGCCAGCCAAGUCGGCGCUAGAUUCACAGUCGCCGCUGCGCCGUUCAGGUCGUCGGCAGCGCACCACGUCGAUUGGCAAUCAGACGACUACAGCCAAUCCGAGUGAGGGCAUUAUACGCUCCAACAAUCGCACAAUAUACACAGCGGGACGACCACCAUGGUACAAUUGUGCGGGACAGCAGGUGGAGCCUUUUGUCAUAGGCAUCUGCGGUGGCAGCGCUUCCGGCAAGACGACUGUGGCAGAGAAAAUCAUUGAAAGCCUGGAUGUGCCUUGGGUAACACUGCUGUCCAUGGACUGUUUUUACAAGAUUUUAAAUGAAAAGCAGCAUGAGCAGGCUUUACUUAACGAAUACAACUUCGAUCAUCCGGAUGCCUUUGACAUUGAUUUGCUGAUUGAUGUGCUGACCAAGCUUAAGGAGGGCCGCAAGGUCGAGGUGCCUGUCUAUAAUUUUGUCACACAUGCACGCGAAAGCCAAACGAAAACCAUGUAUGGCGCCAAUGUCAUUAUUUUCGAGGGCAUAUUGACAUUUCACAGUCCCGAGGUACUUAAGCUGCUGGAUAUGAAAAUAUUUGUGGACACAGAUCCAGACAUACGUCUAGCCAGGCGACUGAAGCGUGAUAUCUCGCAACGUGGUCGUGAGCUUAGGGGCGUGCUGAAGCAAUAUUUGAACAUGGUGAAGCCUUCUUAUGCUAAUUAUAUAGCGCCCACAAUGGCGCAUGCUGACAUAAUAGUGCCACGUGGCGGCGAAAAUAAUGUGGCCAUAGCGCUAAUCGUGCAACAUGUGCACACUCAGCUGCAACUACGCGGCUUUAAGCUACGCGAGACGUUGGCCAACUCUUAUAAGGACCAACCCAUGCCAGAUUCGUUGCAUUUACUGCCACCAACACCACAGAUUAAGGGCCUGCAUACGUUUAUACGUUGCAAGAAUACCUCGCGCGAUGAGUUUAUCUUCUACUCGAAGCGUCUCAUACGCUUGGUCAUUGAGUAUGCGCUGAGCUUGUUUCCAUUUAAAUCCACUUGCGUGGAGACGCCACAGAAUGUGCUGUAUGAAGGCAAACGCAUGGCAUCGCGCAAAAUUUGCGGUGUUUCCAUUUUGCGUGCCGGCGAGACCAUGGAGCAGGCCGUCUGUGAUGUGUGCAAGGAUAUACGCAUCGGUAAAAUAUUAAUUCAAACCAAUUUGCGUACGGGCGAACCAGAGCUGUUCUAUCUGCGACUGCCCAAAGAUAUAAAAGACUAUAAAGUGAUACUAAUGGAUGCCACAGUAGCCACGGGAGCUGCCGCCAUGAUGGCCAUACGCGUGCUCUUGGAUCACGAUGUGCCCGAGGAUAAUAUUAUACUCGCCUCGCUGCUGAUGGCUGAAAUUGGUGUACACUCCAUUGCCUACGCCUUUCCCAGGGUAAAGAUUGUCACCUCGGCGCUCGAUCCGGAGAUCAAUAGCAAGUUUUAUGUGAUACCCGGCAUUGGAAACUUUGGCGAUCGUUACUUUGGCACUGAGCCCUCCGAUGUAUACUAGGGCCAAGUUACCCAACAGUUGCUUAAGUACUUUACCUAGAAUAUAAAAUGCAAAUUCGUUACUUAAAUUAUCAAUUGACAAAUUCA